Messenger RNA from Microcebus murinus (gray mouse lemur), 1660 nucleotides. The record is from RefSeq and is a predicted model, not a curated record. NCBI's taxonomy places the organism in Eukaryota, Metazoa, Chordata, Mammalia, Primates, Cheirogaleidae.
UUACAAAAGGGUAAAGAAGCCUGACUCAGGCUGAAGCUUCCAGCCAGAGAGGGAGUCAUUUCAUUGACGCUUGAGUCAGCAAAGGCAUCUGGUUCAGAGGCUAUCUCAGCUGACAGCCACAGGUGUUCUCCGUUGCAGAAGUUAAGAUGGCCAGAGUCCCCGACCUGUUUGAAGACUUGAAGAACUGUUACAGUGAAAACGAAGAAUACAGUUCCGCCAUUGACCAUCUCUCUCUGAAUCAGAAAUCUUUCUAUGAUGCAAGCUACAGCCCCCAUUGUAAGGACUACAUGGGUCAAUUUAUGUCUCUGAGUACCUUUGAAACCUCUAAGACAUCCAAGUUUACCUUCAAGGAGAGUAUGGUGGUGGUUGCAGACAAUGGGAAAGUUCUGAAGAAGAGACGAUUGAGUUUAAAUCAACACAUGACUGAUGAUGACCUGGAGGCCAUUGUAAAUAAUUCAGAAGAAGAUAUCAUUGAGCCCAGGUCAGCAGCUUCCAACUUCCUGAGCAACAUGAGUUACCGCUUUAAAAGGAUCAUCAAAGACCAAGUCACCCUGAAUGACACCCAAGGUCAAACUAUAGUUCGAGCCCCCUCGAAUGAGCACCUCUGGGCUGCUGCAAUAAAUAAUAAGGACGAUGCAGUGAAGUUUGACAUGGGUGCUUAUGUAUCAAGAGAUGACAGUAAAAUUCCUGUGACUCUAAGAAUCUCAAAAACUCAACUGUUUGUGUGUGCCCAAGAUGAAGACCAACCAGUACUACUGAAGAGAGCAGAUCAGAAGGAAGGAGAGAGAGAAAGCAGAGAACCCAAUUAGAAGGUUAUAACAGCAGCCAUGGGUGGAGCAGGUACGGAAUCAGGUGGAAAGAAAUAGAAUUGGACUAUAUUUUGGAGAUAGAAUGAACAGGAGGAAGAGGAGAAACUGCAUUUACUGAGAUGGGAACAACUAGAAGAGGAAUAAGUUUUAGAAAUAAAAUUCUUGCUGACCCUUGAAACCCCAAGGAAACCUCAAGAAGGAUAUUUACUUGCUUUAGACUGAAAAGAAUAGGAAAGAAACAUCUCAACUUGGAAUUUGAAAUCUAUUUUUCCAUGAAAGUAUUUUUCCAUGAAAGUAUUGCUAGAUUCUAUUCAUACUCACAGGAAGAGCAUAUUCUAAAAAAAAAUUGUAUUGAAAUAGUUUAACUACUGAUAUACCUGGGAAGUUAUGUGUGUGUUUAACCUUCAAUUGUUGACUUAAAUACAAAGAUAAAUGUCGUCUAAAUGCUAAAUUGUUUUCCCAAAGAAAACACUUAGAGGUCAGUAUAUUUAGGAAGCUUAGAAUCACCAGUGCUCAGAUUUGAUGCAGAAUGCCUUAUGCCUAUGUUGAAACCAGGACAUGAACAAUGUUCACCACUUAUCUGCCUGGAUACAGUGAGAUGCUAGUGCUAGUGUCAUUGGCAGUCUUCAUGAGUAAUUUAGAUCUCUCUCUAAUCAGCUGAGGAAAUCAACACUUGUGAAUAGACUGGGUCAUACAUCUAAUAGGCAUUUAAUAAAUGCUUGCUGAAUGAACAAAUGAAUGAAGAACCUAUAUCGUCACAUUAAAGCCAUAGUCCUAAAGUCCUCUUUCUCAGGAAGGCCAGAUGCCAAGGGGUUGAGCUUCAGUUAUUUUUCUAUCAUCUUCUUGUUCUC